Messenger RNA from Sycon ciliatum, 4390 nucleotides. Its product is annotated as SWI/SNF complex subunit SMARCC1-like. Bases 89 to 3457 code for a protein of 1122 amino acids. Gene Ontology annotation, cellular component: SWI/SNF complex. Gene Ontology annotation, biological process: positive regulation of DNA-templated transcription. The transcript has 34 exons. Gene Ontology annotation, molecular function: DNA binding; histone binding. Lineage: Eukaryota; Metazoa; Porifera; Calcarea; Leucosolenida; Sycettidae. The record is from RefSeq and is a predicted model, not a curated record.
UGAUCUCACUGACUGUGUCAUCGCAGCUCUAGCUCUGGUAGCGGUGUGGGAUAGUCGCUAGUGUGGUGGUCGGUCUCGCGACGGCAAAAUGGCGGCAAGAAAGAAAGACGGCGCACCUGAUCAAAAAUACUACGAAAGCGUCGAGACGAUCAGCCAGUUUGAUGUCGUGAGUACAUGGCUGUGCAGAAACUGGAAAAAGUAUAUUCAGUCUGACUCGCCCAACUCGAAGACACUUGCCUCGUUGGUAUAUUCCAUUUUGCUUUUCCAAGAGGAAACUUUGGGUCGCGCUGCCUCCAACACACCUCUUAUCAAGAUUCCGGUGAAGUUGUUCUUGGACUACUCGGAAGGAGGCUCGCUGUGCCAUAUCCUCCUUGCAGCGUACAAGACUAAAGCCAGCCAGUCCUGGAGAAGAUUUGAUUUUCAAUCACCGUCCCGUGGUGACGCCAAUCUUGAGCUUCUGCUCAAUAUUCAACGUGGUCUCACUCAGAAUCAACUUUGGACUCCACCAAGGGUGUUCUUUGAGAAAGGUUUCAACAAGGACACCUUAGCUACGCUGAGAGGAAUCCUUGAACGUAGCGAGGGUGUUGAAGUUGAUGCCAGCGAGGACGCGUCGCACGUUAUCGUGUCCGCUAACGUUCCCAACACUGUUGGCGACUGGUAUCGCCCGAUAGAGAAGCGCGGCUCCGAGGUGCUGGUGCAUUGGUGGUACUACCCUGACAGCUACAACACCUGGUUGCCUGGAAGUAACGAAGUGCCAGAUCGGCAGCCUAAGCAUUCCGGAGUUUGGACGGUCACAUCCAACUGGCUACUAGACAUGGAGCAGUUCAACGAGUGGAUGAAUGAAGAGGACUACGCGGUGGACAGCUCUGGCAAGACAACCCAGUCAUCCUCAUCUGCACUCAUUGCCAAGAAUCGCAAGAGUUCUCGUGGAGAGUCUUUGGAUGCCUCUCUGGAAACUCAAAGUUCUUCUCGCAAGUCCAAAUCUGGGAAGAAACGCAGGAAUGAAUCACCAGAUCCGGAACCUACCACUCCUAGGAGAAAGAAGACCAGGACAGCUUCAUCUACUGCCACAGUGCCACCAUCACCUUCCACUGCCACUCCAACCUCUUCGAAAAGAAAGUCCAAGAUUGAAGUUCCUGAGGAAGAAGACCUGACAAAGGGUAUGCCUGACCCAGACCCUGUGCAGAAGCUGACGCCUGUACACAUACCAGUCACAACUGGUAGACCUUCAUCAGAGAUGGCUCCCAUCCGAGGGGCACAGCUGGAAGAUAUCUCAGAUUAUACGCCAAAAGCACUCCCGGAACCACCCGUGGAGAAGCCAAGCAGUCCUAGCCCGGCAGCAUCCAAGACGGCAUCGGACACUGCUGCUUCAUCUCAACAGAGUAGAGCUGAGAGUGACCGCACUGCCGAGUCACCCAUGGAUACUGCGGAAACUGAUGCACCCGCGGCGGCAGACGAUGAAUCCGGAAAGGCAGCGGCAAAGUCUGACGACGGCCCGGAGGAUGUGGCCAGCAAUGCAUCUGCCGCUGAAAAGGAAGGAGAAGGGGGAGAGGAGGAUGGCGAUGGUGAUGACGACGACGAGAAGCCGUCCGACGAACAGUCUGCCGAAGACCUCGUGGUGGAACAGACCCACCAUCUUGUUGUUCCGAGCUAUGCAGCCUGGUUCGACUACCACAGCAUUCAUGCCAUUGAACGCCGUGCCCUGCCAGAGUUCUUCAGUAGCAAGAACAAGUCAAAGACACCAGAGAUGUAUUAUGCCUAUCGUAACUUCAUGGUCGACACUCAUCGACUCAACCCUAGCGAGUACCUGACUGCCACGGCAUGCAGGCGGAAUCUCUCCGGUGACGUAUGCGCCAUUAUAAGGGUGCAUGGUUUCUUGGAGCAAUGGGGCUUGAUCAACUACUCUGUCAACAUCGAUGCGCGUCCGUCUGCCAUGGGCCCCCCUCCGACAUCCCACUUCAUGCUCUUGGCCGACACACAGCCAGGUCUUCAGCCGUUGCAGAUAGGCACUAAGCCAACGAGUGCAAUGCAGCAGGUUUUGGACUUGCCAAACUCCAGCAGUGCUGGGGACAAUGCAACUGCUGCAGCCGCUACUGGCGGCAGUGACAGUGGCAAGGCUCCGUCGGUGCAGGCGUUUGGACUACGAACAGACGUGUUUGGCAAGAAGGAUGGCAGGACUAGACCGUCGUCGAAACCAUGGACGCCGAAAGAGACACAAGACCUCCUCGCUGCCCUGGAAGAGCACAAGGAUGACUGGAACAAGGUCGCCGAGCGGGUCGGAACACGAACGCAGGAUGAGUGCAUCCUGCACUUUCUACAGCUGCCCAUCGAGGAUCCAUAUUUGGAUGAGGACACGAAACUUGUCGGUGGCCUCUCUGCCCACCAGCCAAUCCCAUUCAGUCAGAGCGGUAACCCAAUCAUGUCGACCGUGGCUUUUCUGGCUUCGGUUGUCGACCCGCGUGUAGCGAGUGCUGCUGCAAAGGCAGCUUUAGCUGAGUUCUCUCACAUGAAAGAUGAAGUGGAUACAGAGAAGAAAGCUGCUGGAGCUGCAUCUGCCACAGCCAAGUCAUCUAGCAAUGAGAAUGGUGAAGAGACUGGUCCAAGCUCAGAGGAGAGAGAAGCUGCAGAGGCACAGCUGAAAGCUGCGGAGGAGAAGUUGAACAAUGCCCAUGCUGAUGAAGCAACUAUUGCAACUGCAUCCGCGGCUGCACUGGCAGCGUCAGCCGUGAAGGCAAAGCAACUAGCACUUAUUGAGGAGAGAAAACUGCAACAGCUAACUAUGGUACUCAUUGACCUGCAAAUCAAGAAGAUGGAAAUCAAGAUGAAGCAUUUUGAGGAUCUGGAGAGGUUACUCGAGGAAGAAAGUCAAUCUUUGGAAGUGCAGCGACAGCAACUUCUUUCUGAACGGCAACUCUUCCAGCAACAGCAAUUCCAGGCUACGGAGCAAGCGGCUUCGGCAUCUGCAACUGCCACACCUACUCCUGUGACUGCAGGAGCAGCAUGUGCUAUUCCUGUCACUGGAGCUGCCCCACCAGCAACAAGUGGAUCGCUGCUGCGUAUAGGCUCAUCAUCGUCACAGGUGUCCAGUGCUGGCCAGCUGCAGGGAACAUCGCCCAUGCAACAGCUGCAACAGCGAUCAGCUGCCCUAACACAGGCGCAGCAGCAUCAACAGCAGCAACAGCAGCAGCAGCAGCAGCGUCAGUUUCAACAGCAGCAGCAGCAAAAGGCAGCACUUCUCUCGCAAUCGCAGCAGAUGUCUGCGCUGGGCGGCAGUCAGUCGUCAAUACCCCCGGCCAUGGGUAUGAUGCCUGGUGCGGUUCAACCGCAAAUGCCUGCUGUUGCUGCUGCUGCUGCUGCUGCUGUUACACCAGCAGGAGCAGCAUCGGCGGCAGGAGGCGCUGCAGCCAUGUCCCAGCAACAGCAGCAGCCAUUUGAUCCCGCUGCAAUGCAGAGCUAGAUCGAGCGCUUUCAUUACAGCGGCCGAACAGAAUACUGGCUGUGAGACCAGCCUGGUGCUGUGAUGCAGCGUUAGCCUGUGUCCUGUGACGGUAGCUCAGGUGUGCUGUUUGAAUGCCAAAGUCAAUUUGACUCCGUAUUCCUGCACAUGCUGUCUUGCUGACUCUGUGCAGUGAUAAGACUGAAGCAGUGGACCAAGACUAUAAAUAUAAGACUGACAGGCACCGACAUACCUCGUAAUCAUGUGAACUGAAGCAGUAGAUAAUUUUCUGCAUAUCAUGGCUAGUUUCAUAGUAAAGUAGUAAGCCAUUGGCACUGUGUCGUAUUUCACAAAACUCACCCCGUAUUUAUGCAUGCUUGCUUCACGUGUUCACCGACAACGUACUUCUCAUAUGCCCUCCUCAUGUUUGCAUUCUCGCACUGUGUUGCUUGUGUUUCCUGCCAACACGUUCUUGAAUAAUACCCUUGCUUCCUUCCCGUGUAGCCGUAGCUGUCCGUUUUUGUUUGUUUUGUUUUUAUUCUCCUUUACUCAGAACAGAUGUGUGCGUGUGUGUGUGUGUGUGUCAUCUAUGUGUUUUCCAGCUCCUAGACCACCAAUAUGUAUUGUGUUUUGUUGCUGUUGUGCUAUGUGGUGGCGAUAUCAGUGUCACAUUAACGUGAAACACUAUUGCCAUGCUCUCUUCACCGGCGCCGCUGUUUCUGAAGUACUUGAAAUUGUAUGUGUUUCUAGCUUUGGGUCCUUCGUUUCUAGCUAGAAUUCUGAGCCUCCUGCUUGCUCUUCUUGCAUUGUUACAUUUCCGUAGGCUUUGACCUGCAUAGCUUUGUGGCUGUUCAGGCUGUUACAUUCUUGUUCAACUCAGUUCAAUUUGUCUUGUCCGUUCUAUCUCUGCCUGCUUUAUGUUGGUCUCAGUGACUUUCACUUUGCCAUGCUGGA